Molecule: messenger RNA, 1821 nt
Organism: Drosophila nasuta
Lineage: Eukaryota; Metazoa; Arthropoda; Insecta; Diptera; Drosophilidae
Exons: 1
Coding region: 1-1821 (606 amino acids)
Source: RefSeq, a predicted model, not a curated record
AUGUUCGCUCUGGGAUUAAUUUUGUGUCUACUUCAGACCAGCCUCAGUCUGAACUGGACAGCAACUUCACCCGAAGAGGGUCACCUGAAUUAUCUGCAUGAUUUGUUGCCCAAAGUGCACGAAGAGCAGACAGUUACUGCGAUUCUGGUAAUGAAACACAGUCAGGACAACAAUUGUCUGUUGGAGCAACUUCGUCUGGAAAAUUGGCCAGUUCUCCGCUUCAAUGAGGCGGCUAUGAUCAACAUGAGCACAGAAGUUAGUAGACAAGUUCUUGCUCUGAUAUGUCUGUCGAAGAAUAAUGCUGUGAAGCUGCUUUCUUCGUUGGCUGACAACUUUAAUGAGAUGAGGGAGGCAAGGAUUAUUGUGUGGAUGCCUGAGGAACAUGCAGAGGAACUACUUGCUAUAAUUGCGAAGCAAGCAGAUCGUCGUCGAUUCUAUAAUGUUCUCGCUCUUCAGCCAAAAGGAAACUCUGUUAUUAUUCAUCAAAUGCAUCCAUUUCGAUUUGCCUCCUUUACUCAGAGAGUGAAUUUAAGUUCGGAUCGCAUCUUUAUCGAGCACUGGCGCAAUUUCCAGGGAAAAAAAGCUGUAACUAUUCCGACUCUAGAGCCACCAAGUAGUUUUUAUGUGACGGAUCCUACGACGGGGCAAAGGAUAAUGCGAGGCUAUACUAUACUGUUAAUGCGGCGAUUUUGUCAGAGAUAUAAUAUAAACCUUCGUACGUUGCGUAAUUUCAAGACGGUUUCUAAUUGUACAAAUACAGAUGUAGUACGAUUGCUCAGUGAGGGAAAAAUAGAUUUUUCAAGUUUACUGCAAACUUUGCACAUAAGGUCGGAAUUCCCAAAAGUACAAAGUACCUCUGUCUUGGCUGUGGUAAGCUACGAUUUACUUGUUCCCUGUGGACAGGAAUUGAAUUCAGGGCAAAUUCUUGUGAAAAUAUUCCCUGGCAGAGGAGUCUUCAUGAUGUUAUUCUAUUUGGUGCUGGCAUUACUGGAGACAUUUGUCACAUCGACCACAAAUUAUUUGGGUGGACGCGGAUUUCACAUUAGAUACUCUGGAUUGUGGCUUAAUUUGCGAGUGAUUCGUGGCUGCUUGGGAUAUGCAUCGCCAGAAGGACGAGUAAAUAGUGCAUCGCUUCGACAAUUGUUGAUAAUGCUGACAUUUUUUGGCCUUUUACUCACGAGUUGGAUGAACGCUGUAUUUAGCACUUUGUUCACCAAACUCCCAGACUAUCAAAACAUUGAGACAUUUGAGCAGUUAGCAGAAAGUCAACUGCCUGUGCUCAUUGAUUGGAGUAUCAAAUAUCAUAUCGAAAAAGACAAGGAUUUCCUUAACAAGAAAGUUCCAAACGCCGUAUUCAUAUCACCGAGGACACAAACUGAUUUGAUUUUAUCGUUGAACACUAGCUAUGCCUAUUUAACAUUUUCGUUUAUGUGGAAUUCAGUUUUUUACAUGCAACAAGUAAUUGGGCGCAAGAUUCUCUGCAAGGCAACUGCUGAGGAUUUUGGCAAUUACAUUCCAUUGGCUUCAAUUGUGCAACAAAAUUCUGUCUUUGGUCUUGCCUUAGAUAGAUUCAUAAUAAACGCCCAAAGUUCAGGUCUAAAUUUGUAUUGGAGGCGUAAGACUUACGAGGAUAUUUUCCUACAUAGAGCUCACUUAAUGAGAAAGCUGAUCGUUGAUAAAAACAGUGAUUGUUCUCUAUGGGCAUGGCAGUGGAAAUUGUUAUUUAUUGGACUGGGAGGCAGCUCAAUUGUUUUUAUUGGGGAGUUAAUUGUCAAAGAUUGGCAAAAACGUCGCUUGGCAGCAGAGGAAAAUUCUGUUUAG